AUGUUCGAGUUUAACCUUCUGUGCGCGUUAACCCUGUGUUGUACCAUCUUUGUUACGCAAUGUGCUCCAUCGGCAGGUGUAUCGAGCCUUGCUCAAGGAAGUUUUGCUUUCGAAAUGAUCAUGAACAAAUUUAAGAUUCUAGAAGAUCAUUGCAUUCCUAAGGAGGACCAAAUGGUAAAAAGAUCGUGCAGUGAGCUUCCCUCUUCCGGCAUAUACACCAUUCAACCAGAAAAACCCUUCUUCGAACCGAUAAACGUGCUGUGCGAUCAAGAGUAUGAAUCGGGCGGAUGGAUUGUGAUACAACAUCGUUUCGACGGAUCGACAAACUUCUAUCGCAACUGGCAACAGUACAAGAACGGGUUUGGCAAUCUGGACGGUGAGUUCUGGCUGGGCUUGGAUCGUAUUUAUCAGCUGACAGUGUCACGACCGUACGAGUUGUUGGUGGUGCUGGAAGAUUUCAAUAACAAUAAGACGUACGCCAAGUACGAUCAGUUCGAGAUCGGGGACGAGUACGAAAAAUAUGCACUCAAGAAGCUGGGUGGAUGUUCGGGAACGGCUGGAGAUUCGUUCAGGUACAGUAUGGGUAUGAAUUUUUCAACAUUCGAUGCGGAUAAUGACUUAUGGUACAAACACUGUGCAGUCACGUACACUGGAGCCUGGUGGUACAAUCAAUGUCACGAAAGCAAUCUCAACGGGAAAUAUCUUCGUGGAGUAACGCAAGAAUAUGCAACUGGGAUGUCGUGGAAAACCUUUCGAGGGCUAAACUAUGCACUAAAAUCGUCAAAAAUGAUGAUAAGACCCAAAGCGGUUUGA
Messenger RNA from Anopheles marshallii, 813 nucleotides. Its product is annotated as microfibril-associated glycoprotein 4-like. The transcript has 3 exons. The record is from RefSeq and is a predicted model, not a curated record. The coding region runs from base 1 to 813 and encodes 270 amino acids. NCBI's taxonomy places the organism in Eukaryota, Metazoa, Arthropoda, Insecta, Diptera, Culicidae.